Molecule: messenger RNA, 1823 nt
Organism: Zophobas morio
Lineage: Eukaryota; Metazoa; Arthropoda; Insecta; Coleoptera; Tenebrionidae
Product: UDP-glycosyltransferase UGT5-like
Exons: 4
Coding region: 145-1656 (503 amino acids)
Molecular function (GO): UDP-glycosyltransferase activity
Source: RefSeq, a predicted model, not a curated record
UAAAUAUAUGGUUAAGUGGAGUGUUACAGGAUACACAAAUUUUUUCAGUCUAGAGUGAUUAAUCUGUUGAAGUCGGUGAGUUGUGCGUCCUUGGUAGACAAUCGCAAACUAACAUUGAGUGAAGUUCAAUCGCAGACAAGCAUUAUGAAAGUAGUGUUAUUUAUUACCUCGUUCCUCUUCUUUCGUGCGCGAUGUGCCAAAAUUUUGGGAGUUUUCCCAGCCCCUGGCUACAGCCAGUUCAUCCUGGCCGAAGUUUUGAUGACCGAACUGGCAAAAAGAGGACACCAAGUUACAGUGAUCAGUCCAUAUCGACCCAAGGAUGAGCCGCCAAAUUAUAAGACCAUCUUAACAAACGAAGUGAUUGAAGGUACCUCUGAUGUUAUUAGUUUGUGGGACCUCGAAUCCCAAAAUUUGUUAAAGAAUAUAAUGGCAUCGUAUGAUUUUGGGAAUGUAAUUACACAGAAGACGUUACAGAAUAAAGAAGUGCAAGAACUGUUGCAGUCGAAUGAACACUUCGAUUUAGUGAUAGUGGAGCAUUUCUUCGACGACGCUUUGAAGGGUUUCGCAGCGCAUUUUAAAGCACCUUUGGUGUUGUUCAGUUCGAUGGGGUCAACGGAAUGGAAUCGGGAGUGUAUGGGGGCGCCGAUGCUACCAACAAUCAAUGCAGUUAUAUACACCCAGUAUACUAACAGAAUGAGGUUUUUCCAAAGAAUACGAAAUCUAUAUGGUACAAUUUUUGAUUAUUUGUAUCGACACUACGUCUUUUAUCCAGUGCAACGUAAAUAUAUGGCCCAAUAUUUUCCUUCGUCUAUGGAUUUUGACAAGGUUUUAUACAACGCUAGUCUAAUGUUAGUUAAUUCGCACGUUACAACCUCAGAAAACGCUCUUUUACCCUAUAAUAUGAUCGAGAUUGGAGGGUUUCACGUCAUUACCAAACCCCUAGGUAAAGAAAUACAGACAUUCCUAGAUGGUGCCACAGACGGUGCUAUAUUAUUCAGUCUAGGUUCAAAUCUACACAGUUCCGAUUUAUCUCAAGACACACGAAACGUCAUAUUCAAAGUUUUUGCUAAACUUAAGCAAAAAAUUUUGUGGAAAUUCGAAACGGACCUACCCGACAAGCCCAAAAAUCUAUUUAUAUCAAAGUGGUUCAAACAGAGAGAUAUUCUGGCCCAUCCUAAUAUAAAACUGUUUAUUACUCACGGUGGUUUGUUGAGUACGGAGGAAGCUAUCUUCAAUGGGGUUCCGAUGGUCGGCAUACCCGUUUUUGCUGACCAGAGGAUCAAUAUGGCGAGAGCUAAAAGCAACGGCGUUGCGUCCGUGGUCUCUUUUUCGAAGUUGUCGGAAGAAACACUUUUUGAAGCGGUAAAUGAAACGUUGAAAAAUCCUAGUUACAGAAAUAAUGCUAAACGGUUGUCUAGCAUGAUCAAGGAUAGACCCAUUGAGCCUUUAGAACUGGCCAUGUACUGGAUCGAGUACACAAUGAGACACAGUGGAAUGACUUUCAAACCUUCUAGUUUAUAUCUUCAUUGGUUGGAAAUGUAUAUGGUUGAUAUUGCUUGUUUUCUUGUAUUUAAUAGUUUGGUUGUUUUGUUGGUUAUUUUUGGUCUCAUGCGCAUUUGCAAAUCUAAAAACAGUGAUAAACAAAAGAAGCAAUAGACUGUUAUUGCUGAUAUUUUUUUAGUUAAUUUAAUUUCUGCCUGCGUUGGUUUCUGUUAUUUAUUGUUUAUCGCAAGCAACACAAACUGUAGAAGUUAUAUAGCAAAAAUAUAAUGUGAUUAUGUUGUUGUUAUGUUUGUAUUAUUAUUAAUAAAGUUUCGAUCCCU